Trichosurus vulpecula (common brushtail) is the source of this 1302-nucleotide messenger RNA. RefSeq names its product forkhead box E1 (gene FOXE1). The record is from RefSeq and is a predicted model, not a curated record. The transcript has a single exon. Bases 1 to 1302 code for a protein of 433 amino acids. Gene Ontology annotation, molecular function: DNA-binding transcription factor activity, RNA polymerase II-specific; RNA polymerase II cis-regulatory region sequence-specific DNA binding. Lineage: Eukaryota; Metazoa; Chordata; Mammalia; Diprotodontia; Phalangeridae. Gene Ontology annotation, biological process: anatomical structure morphogenesis; cell differentiation; regulation of transcription by RNA polymerase II.
AUGACUGAGGAGAGGCGGCAUUCUCCCCAGAGAGAUAGCCCCGAGGACAGGGGCCUGCAGCAUCCGCCCACGCCAGUGGCCGAGGUUGACGGCAGGAGCCUCCCCCUGAUGCCGGUAGUGAAGGUAGAGAAGGAGCCCGCAGCCUGUGAGCCCUCGGGGGGCCUCAGCGAGCUGGGGGAGCCGGUGGCGAAGGCUGGCGGCGGCGGGCGCAGAAGGAAGAGGCCCCUGCAGCGAGGUAAGCCCCCUUACAGCUACAUCGCGCUCAUCGCCAUGGCCAUCGCGCACGCCCCGGACAGGAAGCUGACCCUGGGAGGCAUUUACAAGUUCAUCACCGAGCGCUUCCCUUUCUACCGAGACAACCCCAAAAAGUGGCAGAACAGUAUCCGUCACAACCUCACCCUGAAUGACUGUUUUAUCAAGAUCCCCCGGGAGCCGGGCCGCCCGGGCAAAGGCAAUUACUGGGCGCUGGACCCCAACGCCGAGGACAUGUUCGAGAGCGGCAGUUUUCUGCGCCGGAGGAAGAGGUUCAAGCGCACAGACCUCUCCACUUACCCGGCUUACAUGCACGACGCGGCGGCGGCGGCCGCCGCUGCGGCCGCUGCGGGCAUGUUCCCCAGCUCCGUGCCAGUGGCGCGCCCUCCCUACCCUGGUUCCGUGUAUCCCAAUGUGGCGGCCGCCAUGAGCCCAGCGGGCUAUGGCCAGGCGCUGGGCCCCCACUCCUCCGUCUACUACCCGGCGUCGUCCCCCGGCCAAUGCCGGGUAUUCAGCAUCAACAGCCUGGUGCACGGGCCUGGAGACCUCCUGCAGCAGCAGCCUGCGCCGCCGCCCGCGCUCGGACGCCCGCUUAGCCCGGACCUCAGCCAGGCGCCCUCGGUCGCUGCAGGCUCCUGCUCCUUCGGGGCCUCAGCCGCCGCGGCCGCUGCCUCCUACAGCAACCCGGCGUGCAGCGGGGGAGGCGGAGGGGGCGGCGGAGCCGGGCCCGCGGGGAUGCUCCCUCGGCCGUCCAACCCCAUGACCUACACCUAUCCAGUUCCCAAUGGCCACCUGCCCAUGAACCACGGGUCAUAUCCUCAGGGAAACAGCGGCCAGCUGUUUGGGGCGUCCAGCCGGCUAGCAAUGUCCACCUCCCCACCGGGGGCCAACGACCCUGUGGACUUCUAUGGCCGCAUGUCCCCCGGUCAAAUCAGUUCGCUGGCGCACAGCUACAAUCCCGGUGGGCAGCUCGGGGCCGGCCCCAACGCCUACCAUGUCCGGCACUCUGCCUACUCCAGCAACGUGGAAAGGUUCGUGUCGGCCAUGUGA